Molecule: messenger RNA, 1008 nt
Organism: Mesorhabditis spiculigera
Lineage: Eukaryota; Metazoa; Nematoda; Chromadorea; Rhabditida; Rhabditidae
Source: the annotation of a GenBank genome assembly
AUGGACGGUGCGGCUCCGGAGGAAGUGGCAACCUCCCUCUCUGCCUACACAAUCAUCAAGCGAUCCCUCUACGGCAUCGUGCUGGCCAUCUUCUUUGCUAACUGCAUCAAAUACAUCUAUGACCAGGAGAUCUUCUUUGAGAAAAUCGUGCCCGAUUUUGAGCAACAGAUGAUCAACAAGUAUCGCCGCGGAGUGGUUCGCUGGUCUGAAGGUACCGAAAGGAUCGUGGACAUCUACAGUCCAAGCAGCGGGUUCAGUCGUCAGAUGCGCAUCAACGAAAACCCGUUGACGUUGAUGGGCCAAAAGUGGUUGUCGUUGCCGCCGGACAGCGAGCGCGUCGGUUCCCGAAUGGACGCAGCUACGUGGAAGAUUGAUCAUCUCCAUUUUGACCCCUACAGCUACGAAUUGGAACAUUAUGAGACGAUGCUUCGCACCGGCGUCCUCGAACGCGAUGGCACAAAUGCUAAUAGGCGUCUCCUGCUGUUGGGCCAUGGUGUCGGCGUGUUCCCACCAUUCUUCUACCAGAAAUACCCAAAAAUGAACACGACGACGGUCGAGAUCAGCGCGAGCAUGUUGUGGAAGGCUUUCCGCCAUUUCCAGACGCCCAAAGACGUCGAAUAUCGUAAACGCAUCCGGCUCGAAGAUGCCGUGGACCUGAUCAGAAGGGCUGCAGAGAAUGGUGAAACCUUCGAUGCCAUCUUCAACGAUGCCUGCCGAACUGAGCUGUACAAAUGCCCCAUUGACGAGCUGGAGACCGACGAGUUGCUGUCGAAAAUGGCUGGCUUGCUCGGGAAAAGAGGAGUCCUCUUCGUGAAUUUUGUCACCGCUGAAUCGCCGCCGUAUCAGCGCCGCCAUCAGUUGAUCAAGCACAACUACAAGAAGCACUUCAAAUUCUGCAUCUGGAAGCAGCUGCCCCUUCUGUCGAACUGGUUGCUCACAUGUGCACAGCGCGAGUUCGACGACAAAGCCCUUGACAGCAACGUGUCGGACACCCCGCCCCCGUCCAAC